UGAUCAUGGGCAGAUAUAAUACUGUUACCUGGAAGCGCACCGACUUGCCCGUUUGUGGAAGUUUACCGAACUCCGAUCGUUUGCUCUGCACUAAUCACAGCUCGAGAACGUUCGGCAUUCAAGACCAGUAUCUCCACUUGCAACCCCUGUCAUCCUAGCAGCAUCGACUGAGAGCGGAGUUGGUCGACAAGCUACAAGAAAGGCGUCACCUCGCGACACCCUUCGUCGACUAAAUUCCUCGAAAAUGGAAGAAUGCCGUCGUAUUUCGCAUCUGCCUAUCCCCAAAUUCAGCGACCUGACUCAUCGGGCUACCCCGGCCGUGCCUUAGGCAGCCAAAAACGCGACGUCCUUGAUUGGCCUUAGCAGACCAAUUCUGCCCAUCUAGCCUUCGACUAUGAGCCCUCAAACCGGCGGGCAGAUAGUUGAUUUGCGGAGCGAACCAUCGCAGCGGGCUCUCAAUAGGACUUAUAGACGCAAUGGAAAACUGCAAUCCUGCGAGCCUUGCAGGAAGAGCAAACUCAGAUGUGAUCAUGUAGUCCCAACAUGUAGUCGGUGUGUGAGGAGGAAAUGUACGGAUAAAUGUGUGUACCAUCCAAAUCCGCUCACUAAAAAACGUCAGACGACAGAGAGGCCACUUCCAACUCCUGCUACUACGAUCAAUGAAGACCUUUCUCCGGCACCUUUGCCUACCAUUGAAUCGUCAGAGCCUAGUUCACCUCACUCGCCUACUUCCCUUGGCUACCGUAUCUUCGAGGAAUCUCAGUUGGAGUCCCAAGAGGUUCCAUUACACGCGCCAGCAAAGCUGAACCGAGCGGCAUCAGCACCGCCUCUACAGUCGCAUCAGUGUAGAAGCGAUCAGGGACGGGUGAAUCCAGGUUUCUUCGGCACUACCAAUUACAUGGCUUUCUUUUCAGAAAAUCUCGGCAAACUUGGAGUCGUGUCGACAGAGUUGGAGGGCCCCAAGCUUCCGCGGUUGCAUAUCUCCAAUGACCAGAUUGUUCGGGGCACCCAGAUACUCUCUUUCUUAAAGGACACGAGCUUGAUUCACGAUUUCGUUAACCGCAGUUUUGUCAUCGGCGACGGUAUCGUUAAUGUCUGCAUUGAACCCGUGAUGAAGCAAUGGCUCUUGAAACUGUGGGCGAAUCACGGGGAUACGCUCAAGAAGCGCAAUCCCGAGAAACUACGUCGCCUGUCUGAAUUACUAUGGCACAACACACUUACCUCGAUAGUUGUCAAGCAGGAUAUGGACUACAAGGCCUGGGCGAUGCAGGCGACUGGGAUGAACAUCCGAUGGGAGGUGAUUGGCAUCAUUGCCGCACUCGUCGGGCAAUGCGCGACGACACUAGGCCGGUCAGAUCUUCUGCUUACGCAGCACAAUGUGUCGAAACCAAUUCUAGCACGGCGGAUGAGUGAGAUCUCUUCUGCAUGUCUCGAAUUUUGUCGUGAUUGCGAAGCGCUGGACGACCUAUUUGUCUGGCUACUUACAGAGAACAUGGCCUUGACGGAGUCGAUCAAGGGGGCCGGAAGCUAUGCCUUGUACCGCGAGUCCGGCGAAUAUGUGAAUGCCAUAGUUGCCAUGGGUCUGCACAUAGACGUGAAGCAAGGGAAACAACACAUCCCUUUCUUCAUCGAGCAGAUGCGAACGCGGUUGGUGGCUGGAGCGUAUUCCGUCGACAUUAGCAUAUCCUCUUAUCUUGGUCGCCCGCCACGACUAUCAUAUCGGUACUGCAACCUCAUUCCGCCUAUGGAUAUACCGGAUACCCAGCUAGUUGCCAGUGAAGACGAGAUCGCUCGCAUUAUCGCAGCAUUGGACGAGAACGGAUUUGGCACGAGUGACACGGUCUCUCGGGCUACCUUCGCGAAAGCCUGGGUAGGCUUCGCCCCGAUCCGAGAAGAAGUCCUCGAUCUAUCUCUAGGGAGGUAUAGCCGUGAAGAAAUCUUCCGUCGCGCUGAGGAAAUACAGAAAAAGAGCAACGAUUACUGGGAGAACUUACCAUUGUUUAUUCGGAGUAUGGCAAGUGACACAUACGAGUACAAUGACAUUGGUCUAACGAGUAAGCGACCCUUUGAGACUUUGUUGAAGAUCACGCUUAGGCAAGGCUUCCGCGCAAAUGAGCUGCUUCUCCAACGAGUUUUAAUCCGCAAGACUGGCGCUAGCUGGGACAAGCUUGUCGAGGCGGCGAGCUCCAUUUUCGAGGAUAUCUUGCGAGUCACCAAGCGCCACGACCUGGCGUCUUUAUUACAAAGCAAUAUAUCGGCUUUGCUUGCCGUCUCGGGCCUGCGGAGCGCCUCUGUUAUUGCGGUAGAGUUGCUGAAACAGGAGCAGAUGCCCAACUACCCCAAGAACCCACUGCUGCCGAGAAGUCGGACGAUUCAAGACUUGUCCGUGUUUGCGGCCAGGCUCGGGGAUGUCGAUCCAUCUGAUGGCCAGUUCACCGUGUGCGACCAGGGUCGAAAGGUCAUCACGCGCAUUCUGGACAAGAUCCUGAGCCCUCCGAGCUCAAUUGAGCGGCCUCUUGCGUCGCACAUACCGCACGAGCAGCAGGCCGAAGCACACGCUAGCGAGGGCAUGGAGUUGAACGUCUUCCAGAGCGAAACAGCACCUCACCAAGAGUGGCCUCCGCCUGAUCCGCUGGACUUCCAGAUAGGAGAGGCAAACUGGGGUAUUGACGUGCCUUUCCUUGGUAACGACAGCGACUUCGUACAAUGGCUCGAGAAUGUCGACUGGGAGAAGCCCAUAUUGCGCUGAUUCUCGCAUCCAUGCAAGCCUAAGGCGUCUGAGAUGAUGAAUCGAACGUAUAUAUCACGCUCCGACGUUAGCAUUAUAUCUCGUCUUCCUAGAAAUAAACGAUCUAAGGAAUUAUCAAAUUUUAUUAUAUAGGCGCACUUCAGGGCUAUUCGAAGGAUUGUGUGGUUUUCAUUCUCCUCCACCUACAGAACCUCGGUCCUCGCUGGC
Xylaria bambusicola is the source of this 2956-nucleotide messenger RNA. RefSeq lists its product as uncharacterized. Bases 395 to 2749 code for a protein of 784 amino acids. Gene Ontology annotation, molecular function: DNA-binding transcription factor activity, RNA polymerase II-specific; zinc ion binding. NCBI's taxonomy places the organism in Eukaryota, Fungi, Ascomycota, Sordariomycetes, Xylariales, Xylariaceae. Gene Ontology annotation, cellular component: nucleus. The record is from RefSeq and is a predicted model, not a curated record. Gene Ontology annotation, biological process: regulation of DNA-templated transcription. The transcript is spliced from 4 exons.